Molecule: messenger RNA, 3002 nt
Organism: Carassius gibelio (silver crucian carp)
Lineage: Eukaryota; Metazoa; Chordata; Actinopteri; Cypriniformes; Cyprinidae
Product: guanylate-binding protein 1
Exons: 11
Coding region: 179-2056 (625 amino acids)
Molecular function (GO): GTP binding; GTPase activity
Source: RefSeq, a predicted model, not a curated record
UUACUAUCCAAUAACAAGAAUACUUGCACUUUCGUGACAGCGUCACUCGCACACCCAUAUUUAGUAGGCAUACCAUUUUAGAGAACAAACCUGUUAGACACGAAGAGCCUGAGAGAGUUUAUUAAUAUAUAUUUUUUAACGACGACAACAAAUUCAGGCAUUCAACUUCGUUUGAGUGAUGGCGUGUGGCGGGUUUACGUCCGCUCCGGUUUGUUUUAUUGAAAACGAUGAAAAUGGGAAGCUGCGUGUGAGAAAAGAGGCCAAAGACAUUCUGGAUGGGAUCAAGGACCCGGUGGUGGUGGUGUCUGUGGUGGGACUCUACCGUACUGGGAAAUCUUACCUCAUGAACCGCCUGGCAAGACAACAGACAGGCUUUGCUCUCGGCAACACUAUUGAAUCAAAAACCAAAGGUAUCUGGAUGUGGUGUGUUCCUCACCCUAAUAAAAAAGGACACACUCUGGUGCUGCUGGACACAGAGGGACUUGGGGAUGUAAAGAAGGGGGAUGAGAAACAUGACACAUGGAUCUUCUGUCUGGCUGUUCUUCUCAGCAGCACUCUAGUGUACAACAGCUUAGGAGUCAUUGAUAACAUGGCACUGGAAAAGCUGCACUAUGUUACAGAACUGACGGAGAACAUUCGUGUGAAGGCAGAAGAGAGUCAAGAUGAGAAUGAGUCAGCAGAUUUCAUGAGUGUUUUUCCAUCUUUUGUCUGGGCUGUUCGUGACUUCACUCUGCAACUGAAAAAGGAGGAUAAACCAAUAACAUCAGACGAUUAUCUGGAGGGUGCAUUGGAAUUAAAAAAUGGUAGCUCACCUCAGACUGUGCAGUAUAACCUGCCACGCCGCUGUCUGCGGAAUUUCUUUGCGGAGAGGAAGUGCUUUGUCUUCCCUCGACCUGCUAGUACACAAAACAUGUGGAAAAUGGAGGAGUUGACUGAGAAAGAACUGGACUCAAAGUUCCUUGAGCAGGCAAACACCUUCUGUCAUUACAUCUACAACAAUUCAGAGACAAAAACUGUCAGUGGCAGUCGUACAAUUACUGGAACAGCUCUGGGUAAUCUUGCUGAGGUUUAUGUUGAGGCGAUCCGCAGCGGGAAGAUUCCGUGUCUGGAAAACGCAGUGGUGUCUCUUGCUAAGAUCCAGAAUGUCCGUGCAGUGGAGGAGGCCCUGCAGCUCUACAUGACAGAGAUGUUCAACUCAGUUCAGCUUCCAAUGUGCCCAGAAGAGCUGUCCAACAUCCACACAGAUGCAGAGAAGGCGGCCAUUGAAGUUUUCAUCACUGUGUCCUUCAAUGACAAUGGCCAGAUCUACCAAAAAGAGCUCAUGGGAAAGAUUAAUGAUGAAUAUCAACAGAUGUGCCAGCAGAAUUAUGAUGCAUCUCGCAUGCAGUGUGAGGAAGUUCUGCAUGAUGUGUUUGAUGCAUUGGAAAAAGGAAUUUCUGACGGAUCAUACCUGAAGCCUGGAGGAUCCCAAAAGUACAUAGACAUGUUCAGACAGCUGGCAGAAGAGUACAGAGCAAGAACAGGCUCACAAAUAAUGAGUGAAGAAGUGUUGAGCAAGUUUUUGAAGACAAAAGAAAAUAUUGGAAAAAUGAUUCUACAAGCUGAUCAAUCUCUCAGUGCAGCAGAACAGGAGAAAGAGGGGGAGAAGAUGAAGACAGAGAUUCUAAAGCAGCAGAAAAAAAGCCUAAAGAAACAGAACUGGUUACAGGAGCAGAUGUUUAAAGACAUGCAGAGAACCCAUGAUGAGCAUGUGAUUCAGAUCACUCAUCAGAUGGAAAGAGAGCAGGACAGAAUGAGAAGAGACAAUAAACGAGUCAUUGAAGCCAAACUGAGAGAAAGUCAAGCUCUUCUAAAUAUGGGCUUCCAGAGGGAGGCUGCCCGGAUGCAGAGUGAGAUUAACAGAUUGAAAGCAGACAUGGAUAAAGAGAAAUCAUCACAACACUCCAAAUUUGGCCAGGUUUUGAAUUGUAUCGGCAUUGCAACAACAGCCCUUGCACCAGGCUUCACCCCUAAACUGGUUGGUGUUGGUAUUUCCAUGGCAUCAAAUUUUGUUUGAAUACAAGCUUAUUCACACACACCUAAACCUAUAUAACAGUUGAAUCAGAAUUACAGCAGUUUGUCAUUCCUUUAGUCAGUGAAUUAGUCAAAUCAGUUCAUAGGCAUUGCUUACUCACAAGAUGCCAAUUAUUUUGAAAGACCAGUAUAUUAACCUCUAAGCAAGAACCAACAUUUGUCAUGAACAAAGCUGUUACCAAGUUAUUCAGGACAUGGGCCCUUUGUAACUUUAAACAAUUUAUGCAAUGUAUGUAAUGUUAGAUUUUGUUGUAUAUUUUUGUUAUAUUUUAUUUGUUUUCUAUGUGAAUACUACUGAUAGACCUACAGUAUAUAUCAACCAGGCUGAAGAACUGGCUGAAUAUCAUUGUCAACUGAUAACUGUGUACAGCUUACCGAUUAUUAAAAGCUCUCUGUAAUGUUAGUGCCAAAAUCUAUCAACAGCACUUUCAUCAGAUAAUAAAGACGUUUUUUUUACUUUUAAGUGAAUUUUGUGAAUCUCAGCACAAUAUUUAGUUUUGAGUUUUUAGCCUAGGCAUAUAAUUGAAGGAAGAUAAUAAUACGUUUUAAUUUAAAUGGGUCAUAUGAUGCAAUUUCAAGUUUUCCUUUUUUUGUGCAUAGAUAAGAUCCCUAAAGAUGCAAAGACUAAAAUCUCAAACCCAAAGAGAUCUUCUUUAUAAAGUUUAAGACCUGUCCACGUCCUCCUAAAAUGCCUUGUUUAAACAUGCCCCCACAUGUCUAUGUCAAUGUGUGGGAAGAUUUGCAUAACACUGCCCAAAUAUUCAUGCAAAGAAAUAAGGCCGAUUCUCACUGUUGUAUUGUUGCUGCAGAUAAAAUGAGUUCUGAUGACAGAACCAUUGAAUUAUGUGAUCCUUAAAUAAUUUUUAAUUAUUGUAAAGGACUGUAAAAAAAAACAGUGCAAUGCACUGCAAAUUCUUUGAACUGAGACA